Messenger RNA from Daktulosphaira vitifoliae (grape phylloxera), 2012 nucleotides. It is a transcript of the gene Orct, whose product is annotated as organic cation transporter protein. Gene Ontology annotation, cellular component: membrane. Gene Ontology annotation, biological process: transmembrane transport. The record is from RefSeq and is a predicted model, not a curated record. The transcript is spliced from 11 exons. Lineage: Eukaryota; Metazoa; Arthropoda; Insecta; Hemiptera; Phylloxeridae. The coding region runs from base 239 to 1885 and encodes 548 amino acids. Gene Ontology annotation, molecular function: transmembrane transporter activity.
GCUACCAGUGUAGAAUAGCUGUGCUAUAUUAACGCUUUGACGAUCAACGCACAUUCAUCCAGUGUUUGGCAUCACUGAUGUUACCUUUUUUCCACGUGAAAUAUUUUUUCUUAAUAAGUUGAAGUAUAAAUAAGAGGAAAGUUUAGUUAAUGGAUACUACAAGCAAACUAUUGCAUCUGUUCGUGUGCUGACAGCGUCUUAAUUUGAAGUCUAAAGAAGAUCAUUUAAAGUUAUCAAAAUGUCUUUUGACGAUCUUCUACAAAAAAUUGGAAAUUUUGGAACUUACCAAAAAAGAAUUUUUUUUUUCUUAUGUUUGCCGGCAAUUUCAUGUGCUUUACAUAAAUUAUCUGGUGUGUUUUUACUUGCCAAACCCGAUCACAGAUGCCAAUUACCGGACGAAUUACCUGAUGCAACAUAUUCUUUGCCUCCAGAUAUUAUGAAUAGUUCAUACCCUUAUGACUCUAUGACUAAAAAAUGGUCUUCGUGUAAAAUGUAUACUAUGAACAAUAAUAAUACUAAUAGUCUAUCGAAUUCUUCCCAAAAGUGUGACCAUUGGAUUUAUGACAAAUCUAUAUUUAAAAAUACUGCUGUUAUGGAGUUUAACUUGGUAUGCAAUAAAAAUUUUUACAAAGGUUAUUCAGACUCUUUGUUGAUGGUUGGGGUUAUGCUAGGAUCUAUAAUAUUUGGCUAUGUGUCUGAUAAAAUUGGAAGAAAACAUGUUUUUACCAUAUCUGUUUGGCUCCAGGGAAUUGCUGGUAUCGGAUUAGCAUUAGCUCCAGAAUUUUGGAGUUUUGCAUUCCUUAGAGUAUUUGUAGGAGCAUCUACUUCAGGACUCUACAUGGCGGCUUAUGUUAUUGGUUUAGAAUUCGUUGGUUCUAAUAAAAGAAUGUUUGUGGGUGUAGUCAUGCAAAUGUUUUUUUCUGUUGGAUUUAUAGUUGAAUCUAUUUUUGGAUAUAUCUUUACAGAUUGGAGAUACUUUCAAUUUGCUAUUACUAUCCCAACAUUUAUUUUUACUUCAUAUGUAUUGUUUAUGCCAGAAUCAGUAAGAUGGUUGCUAGCUAACGAUAAAAAAGAAGAAGCUGUUAAAUUAUUAAAAAAGAUUGCACGUGUAAAUGGAGUGGAUAUGUCGAGUUCGGACGUUUUAAACAUCUUGAAUAACGAUGAUGAAGAAGAAAAAGCCGAAAUCCAUGAAGAAGAAAAACAAAAAGCUACUUUUUUUGAUCUAUUUAGACAUCCUGCCAUCAGAAAUCGUUCCUUUCUUGUGAUGCUUUUGUGGUUUGUAAAUAGUUCAGCUUAUUAUGGAAUAUCAUGGAGUACCUCUAGCCUUGGAGGAAAUCAGUUUUUAGUAUUUUCUUUAAUGGGCCUUGUUGAAUUUCCAGCUUAUAGUUUCUUGUUGUUAACGCUCAAUCGGUGGGGUAGAAAAAUAAAUAUUUCAGGAUUUAUGAUAUUAGCUGCAAUGUGUUUAUUAACGACUCUUUUUGUGUCAAAAAGCAAUACGUGGUUAAUGAUAACAUGUGCUAUGUUAGCAAAGUUGGCUAUAACUGCAUCUUAUGGGGCAGUGUAUGUUUAUACAGCGGAACAAUUUCCAACUGUAGUGCGAAAUAGGGGUUUAGGAGUAGGAUCAUUUUUCGCAAGAAUCGGGGGUAUUAUGGCUCCUUAUAUUAACAAUACGUCAGACAUCUGGAUAAAUAUGCCGUUGGUCAUUUAUGGAAGCUUAGCAUUAUUAGUGGGUGCAUGGUCACUAGUAUUGCCAGAAACGUUAAACAAAGAACUACCUGAUACUAUUGAAGACCUCAUCGCUUCAUCUGAAAAAAAAUACAAACCAGUAAAAUUGGAGAAAGAAACUACAUUUAAAGAAAAUAAAUUAAAGAAUGAUAACGUCUAACAAAGAAUGUUCCCAUUAACAUUACUUCAAUACGAAAUCAUUAUUUUUACCAAUUUUUUCUUAUAAAUAAGUACUCGUGUUAAUUAUUCAUUAAGAUUAUAAUUUAAUAAAAAAAAAAAUUAUUUUA